Lathyrus sativus (Indian pea) is the source of this 681-nucleotide messenger RNA. The record is from the annotation of a GenBank genome assembly. NCBI's taxonomy places the organism in Eukaryota, Viridiplantae, Streptophyta, Magnoliopsida, Fabales, Fabaceae.
AUGGUGAAACUCAAACCCUACAUUUCCAGAACCCAAUCCCUUCCUUCAAUUUCAAUUCGCACAUUUCAAUUUCCAAUCUCCAAAACCACCUUUGAUUCUCAUCUCCGCAAUCCCAAAUCGUUCCCCGUUUUGCAAUCCCAUCCAACUCCAAAACCCCAACAAAUCGUCUGCGCUAAGAGGCGAGGUUGGUCCCAAUCAUCAAAUCGAAAGAUUCUUCAACUAGCUUCCACGCUCGCAUUCAAUCUCAAAAUCCUACCGGAGCCAUUGAAUUCGAUCGUUGGCGAAAUCGCACGAAGCAAUUCAAAUGAACAUCGGAUUCUGAACCGUCUCGCCGGUGGCUUGAGAGGGAAAUCGAGGAAGAAGAGCAAUGGGAAGAAGUUUUUGUUCCCCGUUUUUGUGUUGCUAUGUGUUGCAGGUUUGUGGUCGUUUAGGGUUUCAGAAUUGGACCUGUUUCUGAAGUCAUUGUUCUUUUGUUUUGUUGGGAUUUCUUCAAUUUCGUUGUUCAAAACUAAAGGCAUAAAGAAGUGGUUUUUAGGGUUUUCUUUUGGGGUUGUUUUGACGAUGAGUUUCAGAUUGGGAAAAGAGGAUAUAAAGUUUUGGGUUCAGAAGCUAAGAACUUGUUCUCCUGUUGCACAGAUUGCAACAAGGAAUGGAAAUAGAAAAUGGAGAUUGUCAAAAUGA